Neoarthrinium moseri is the source of this 1050-nucleotide messenger RNA. RefSeq lists its product as uncharacterized. The record is from RefSeq and is a predicted model, not a curated record. The transcript has 5 exons. NCBI's taxonomy places the organism in Eukaryota, Fungi, Ascomycota, Sordariomycetes, Amphisphaeriales, Apiosporaceae. Bases 1 to 1050 code for a protein of 349 amino acids.
AUGGAUGGUCGCUACGGCCUGAGACAGUCACGAGCCGAUCUCAUCUCGGAGGAGCCCGCAGCCUACGAUGAACCAAGUGUAUAUCAUGAUAUACCACACUAUCGGAGUGCACAUCAUGAUCUGGCAGGUGUAGGCACCGCUUUUGACAGAAGUUCGACCACUGUGUCGGAAGCAGCCCAUCGGGGAACUAGGGCGUCGGCAAGACGUGAGCCAGAGAACGACAAACUUUCUUGUCCGUUUCGCAAACGUGAUCCGGCAAGAUUCAAUAUUCGACAGUAUCAAAAUUGUGCAUCAAGUGGCUUUAGUGAUCUAGCAACACUCAAGCGCCAUAUAAGGGUCUACCAUCGACGUCAACAGCUUCCCUUCAAGUGUUUCCGGUGUGCUAAGGGCUUUGAGAACCAAAAUGAGCUUGUCGACCACAUGCGAGCACCCCCGGAUCAGAUUUGCAGCAUCGUGGAUUAUCAGUCGUCGGAAAACCCUGAAGACGGCAUCACCGACGAGGUUGACAUGCUACUCGCCGAACGCAAGAGUGGCCUCAAGGUUAAUUCCUGGGAAGGCCUUUGGAAAGUCUUAUUCCCCAAUGACACGCACAUCCCCUCACCUGAGUUCGUCAACCCAAAGGUCGUGGAAAUUUCCGAAGUAAUCAACGCAGUUGAGGGGUUCAAUCCUGAGAAUAUACUACAGUUUGAUAUCAAUGACCAUACGUCUGCACCAAGCGAACAGCCGUAUCACAUACCACAGCUGCUGCCCGGGUUCAUCACCCACCUAAGAACUGAGCUAGAAGACGUCUGCGAGGGCGACUACUGGGGGAUGCAGCAGUAUGGUUCCUUGGGGUUUGUACCUAGCUAUGGGUCACAACCCGAAUCAGGUGGAGAUCUCUACCAGGGAAAUUAUCAGGGAAAUGCCUACCAUAUGUACACACCCGGCUUAUCUUCCCCGGUGUUGAAUGAAGAAGGAGACAACGCGCUACCCUUGCCGCAGCUGCGACAAAUCAUUCAUGAGGAGCAAAGACUUAAGUCGACAUCUCAGCUCAGUGCACACUGGCUAUGA